Messenger RNA from Sarcophilus harrisii (Tasmanian devil), 4702 nucleotides. It is a transcript of the gene INTS13, whose product is annotated as integrator complex subunit 13. Gene Ontology annotation, cellular component: integrator complex. The record is from RefSeq and is a predicted model, not a curated record. Lineage: Eukaryota; Metazoa; Chordata; Mammalia; Dasyuromorphia; Dasyuridae. The transcript has 17 exons. Gene Ontology annotation, biological process: centrosome localization; regulation of mitotic cell cycle. The coding region runs from base 261 to 2381 and encodes 706 amino acids.
GAACGUGAGGGGCGGGAAAUAGACCAGCUGCGCACGCGCGCCGCGCGAAUGUGUUUGUGUUUUUGCGUGCGUGUCUAUGUAUGUAUGAAACUGGAAAGGGACCUGGGUGCAAGAAGAUGAGUGAACAUACGAUACUCUCCUCUCGGUGGUAGCAGACGUUUUUGGCCGACUGCUGAGCCUUAGCAGCCUGUUCCAGGAGAGCUUUGGUUCUAGCCUUUGACUCGUUUCCACAACAGGAGCAGGCAUAAAAGUUUAAAAAAAUGAAAAUUUUUUCUGAGUCUCACAAAACGGUAUUUGUUGUGGAUCAUUGUCCCUAUAUGGCAGAAUCAUGCCGACAACAUGUGGAAUUUGACAUGUUGGUGAAAAAUAGGACCCAAGGAAUCAUACCACUGGCACCCAUAUCUAAAUCAUUGUGGACUUGCUCAGUAGAAUCCUCCAUGGAAUACUGUAGGAUUAUGUAUGAUAUAUUUCCUUUCAAAAAACUGGUGAAUUUCAUUGUUAGUGACUCGGGACCUCAUGUUUUAAAUUCUUGGACUCAGGAAGACCAGAAUUUGCAGGAGUUAAUGGCGGCAUUGGCUGCUGUUGGACCACCUAAUCCUCGUGCAGAUCCAGAAUGCUGCAGUAUCUUGCAUGGUCUGGUUGCAGCAGUGGAAACUCUUUGCAAAAUUACUGAAUAUCAACAUGAGGCUCGCACUAUGCUGAUGGAGAAUGCAGAACGUGUUGGAAAUAGAGGACGAAUAAUCUGUAUUACUAAUGCAAAAAGUGAUAGUCAUGUACGAAUGCUUGAGGAUUGUGUUCAAGAAACCAUUCAUGAACAUAACAAACUUGCUGCUAAUUCAGAUCAUCUUAUGCAGAUCCAAAAGUGUGAAUUAGUUUUGAUUCAUACGUACCCAGUUGGUGAAGAUAGUCUUGUGUCAGAUCGUCCUAAAAAGGAGUUGUCUCCAGUUUUAACCAGCGAAGUGCAUAGUGUUCGAGCAGGGCGGCAUCUUGCUACUAAAUUGAACAUUUUAGUACAGCAACACUUUGAUUUGGCUUCUACCACUAUUACCAAUAUACCAAUGAAGGAAGAACAACAUGCCAACACAUCUGCCAACUAUGAUGUGGAAUUACUUCAUCAUAAAGAAGCUCAUGUAGAUUUCUUAAAAAGUGGUGAUGUUCACUUGGGAGGCAGUAGUAGAGAAGGCUCAUUUAAAGAAACUGUAACACUUAAAUGGUGUACACCAAGAACAAAUAAUGUUGAAUUACAUUAUUGCACAGGAGCAUAUAGAAUUUCACCUGUAGAUGUGAACAGUAGACCUUCCUCCUGCCUUACUAACUUUCUUCUGAAUGGUCGUUCUGUUCUACUGGAACAGCCACGAAAAUCAGGUUCCAAAGUCAUUAGUCAUAUGCUUAGUAGCCAUGGAGGAGAGAUUUUUUUGCACGUCUUGAGCAGUUCUCGAUCCAUUCUAGAAGACCCUCCUUCAAUUAGUGAAGGGUGUGGUGGGAGAGUUACAGAUUACCGGAUUACAGAUUUUGGUGAAUUUAUGAGGGAAAACAGAUUAACUCCUUUUCUAGACCCCAGAUAUAAAAUCGAUGGAAGUGUUGAGGUCCCUUUGGAACGAGCAAAAGAUCAAUUAGAAAAACAUACUCGUUAUUGGCCUAUGAUUAUUUCACAAACCACCAUCUUCAACAUGCAAGCAGUAGUUCCAUUAGCCAGCGUUAUUGUCAAAGAAUCCUUAACAGAUGAAGAUGUGUUAAACUGUCAGAAAACAAUAUACAACUUAGUUGAUAUGGAGAGAAAAAAUGAUCCUCUGCCUAUUUCCACAGUUGGUACAAGAGGAAAAGGCCCCAAAAGAGAUGAGCAGUAUCGUAUUAUGUGGAAUGAAUUGGAAACCCUUGUCAGAGCUCAUAUUAACAACUCUGAGAAACAUCAACGGGUCUUAGAAUGUCUGAUGGCAUGUCGGAGCAAACCCCCAGAAGAAGAAGAGCGGAAGAAACGAGGAAGGAAGAGAGAAGAUAAAGAAGACAAAUCAGAGAAAGCAGCGAAAGAUUAUGAGCAAGAGAAGUCCUGGCAAGAUUCAGAGAGAUUAAAAGGAAUUUUAGAACGUGGAAAAGAAGAAUUAGCUGAAGCAGAGAUUAUUAAAGAUUCUCCUGAUUCUCCAGAACCUCCAAACAAGAAGCCUCUUGUUGAAAUGGAUGAAACUCCACCUGUAGAAAAAUCCAAAGGGCCAAUGUCCUUGCUGUCUUUGUGGAGUAAUAGGAUUAAUACUGCCAACUCCAGGAAGCACCAGGAAUUUGUUGGUCGUUUGAAUUCUGUCAACAAUAGAGCUGAAUUAUAUCAACAUCUUAAAGAGGAAAAUGGAAUGGAGACAACAGAAAAUGGAAAAGCAAGCCGGCAGUGAGCAGUGACUUGAAGAACUAAACCUUAGUAUAUGGCAUAAACUGUUUUAUGCUAGAUUUGAUACUAGUACUUUUUCAGCAAGAUUGUAUAGUUACCAUGCCUGGACUGGUUUUUACAAUUUUAUAAAUUUCAUCUAAUUCGAUCUUUUUUGUACAAAAUAUAGAACUGGCACAUGAUAAGUGAAGGAUUCAUAGAUGGGAUUUGUCCUACAAAUCAUAAAUGCAUUUUUAAAGUAAAGAGCAUUCCUUUUGGAAAUGUUAAAGAUGGUCUUGUACUUCUCUUUGCCAAAUAAAAUUGUUAAAAAAUAUCUUUAAAAUAAAAUAUUGGAGAAUUUUUAAAAUUUAAAAAUGUUGCUAUACUUAUUUAGCCAAAGCUGGUUUUCAAAAUUUUUUAGAAAUGUUUUGAAAUAUUCUAAGAUCAUAAGAGUUAAUAUAUAACCAUGAUUGUAAUCUGUCUUGUUAAGCAUUGAGCAUUCGAGAGACUACUCUGCAAACACUGAUUACUAUGCAAGGUACUGUACUAUUAUCAGAUUAUGUUUUCUUUUGCCAACAAACUUUUUUUGCCUUAUGUUUGAUGUUUUCAAGAAAAAUCUAUUUUAAAACAGUUUUUUAAAAUUGUAUUUUUAAAAAUUGUUCUGGAAAAUAGUAUUUAGUAAUCUUGGCUAAUUUUUUUAAGUCAGUACUGAACAUGCCACUGUAUCUCCUGCCAUUGAUAAGAUUUUUCUUUUUUUCAAGUCUGUGAUAUAAGCAUUUUAGGCUGGAAUAUGAGAAAAUUUCAAAGCUCUCACAAGUGCUGUGAAUGUAUGAUCUUGUCUGUGUAGUUAGUAUAGUGCUGCCCAGUGCACUAGAUUUUCUUGGGAUUCUUGUUUUCUUAAAGAGAGUUUAUCUAGAAGAUGACUAUUGACAAAUAAUUGUGGGGCUUCUAAUGAAAAGAGGUAGUUUUGCUAAGUCUAGAUUACCUAUCCAACUUUAGGAUUUUCAUGUCUUGAAAGAAAAAGGAAAACCCUUGAAUUUCAAGUUUCAUUUUCACUCAUGCUUUGAAACUUGUCUCUUUUCUGCCUUUCAAUGCAAGGGUACUCUAUAUGUAGAGCUCAUAGGCUUGGUGUUUCCAUGAAAAUGUGAUCAAUGUAGUUAACUUUCUGAAUUUAAAAAUAGCUAGGUACCAUUUUCUGUCAUCAUUCUAGAGUAGCUUCUGAGUAUGUUCUUCUUAUUCCUUGAUUACACUAACCAGAAGUCCCUGUGUAAGAGUUUUAAUUGAGACUUUUAUUUUUUCUUAAUUGUGAUGAAGCAUAAAUGUUUGUUAAUCUCAAUAUUAUCACAUAAGAGUUGAACUGAUACAUAUAUAUGUACACUAGAAAUACAGUGAUUGCGUGCUUCAGAAAUAGCUAGGGCCUGUGAACAUAAGUCUUACAAUCUCCAAAACAUAGUCAAUAUUUCAACAUCUUGCUCUAAAAGAGGGAAAACUUUUUAACUGAAUUGGCAAAUUUAUGGAUUUCAAAAAACUUUAUACAGCUGCCUUCAGGCAUUAUGUUAUAUAGUACAAAGAUAUUUCUAAAAUCAGCUUAUUAAUGAUUUGAAGCCUUGAAGAUAACACUGGAUUUGUUCUUCUAAUUGUUGCUUUUAGCUCCCAGUUUAGUAAUGCACAUCGCCUUUAUUUUCUCUCAAGUAUGCUUUAUAAGACACCACUGAAUUGUGUUUGUGCUAUUUCCAGCAAAUUGUAGUUAAAUUAACAAAUAAAAUUCAAGAACAAAAGCUUAAAAAAAAAAAAGUAGAUAGAGCUUCUUAAAUGAGAGUAAAUCUACCAAUUUGCCUAAUAUGAGGCAACUUUAGUGGUGCAGGGAUAGAUCCUGAACUUAAAGUCAGAAAAACUUGAAUUUAAAUGUGGCCUCAGAAAUUACCUGUGUAAAUCAUUUAAUUUUAUCUUUUUUUUUUUUUUUUUAAUUAAUUGAGGAAGAUAAUAGUACCAGUCUCAGGGUUGGGAGGAUUAAAUGAGAUGCUAUUUGUAAAGUGCUUGGGACAGAUCUUAACACUUAGGCAUUUAAUAAAUGUUUAUUACAGUACUUGUUUAUGUUUAUGAAGGCUAUAAAGAUGGUGCAGAAAAUCCUAUGGGUGUCAAUAACUGAUAAUAUUAGCAUCAAAAAGAUGACUACUCUUUGCCCAAGUAAAGUGGAUAGAAAAAAGCAUAUGCUUCCUUAUUCAUCCUGGGAAAUUAAUUGUAAACUAAGCAGUUAUCUAGAUGAAUAAAGAUAAUUUUAGGGGAAAAUGUAAUUUCCCAUUGCUGAACAAAAGUGUGAAAGUGUGUGUGUGUGUGUGUGUGUGUGUG